Argiope bruennichi is the source of this 3017-nucleotide messenger RNA. Its product is annotated as zinc finger protein 257-like. Gene Ontology annotation, cellular component: nucleus. Gene Ontology annotation, molecular function: DNA-binding transcription factor activity, RNA polymerase II-specific; RNA polymerase II cis-regulatory region sequence-specific DNA binding. Bases 699 to 1493 code for a protein of 264 amino acids. The record is from RefSeq and is a predicted model, not a curated record. Lineage: Eukaryota; Metazoa; Arthropoda; Arachnida; Araneae; Araneidae. The transcript has 2 exons. Gene Ontology annotation, biological process: regulation of transcription by RNA polymerase II.
ACGUGAGUAACUCAUUUCUCUCUCUGUCUGUAUAUUGGAUUCUGGAAUUAUUCAAAAUCUGCGCUUCAUGUAAAGGCUAAACGUCGGAUAAAUCAUAGUUAAUACAAUUCAGUCAUUGGCGCAUGACAUUAAAAUAAUUGUAAGUGUAUUGAAACAAUGAACUGGAAGAAAUGCGCUGCAACCAAAACAGUGAGAGGAGAUACGUCUCAAAUUUAAAUUCAAAAAGUUUCGAUCAAAACACUAUGAAAAUUAUGAUAAAACAAUUGAAAUUACAAGUAAUAUUUCCUGUGAGCAAGAAGACAUUGUAAAGAAAAUUAAAUAAGUGUCAUAAACGUUUACUCAUCAACCAAAAAUUUGCUUUCUCAUGAGCUGAAUGGUACAGAAAAAAGAAGGUCCUUUUGAUUGGAAAAUACAAUGACAAUAUCUGCUGCCUCAUGUAAAAUUUCAUUCAUAAAUUUGUGGCAGAAGUUGUAGACAAUUUUUCCGGCAACUGAUAACAGCAAAUUUUUUAUAAAACACGAUUUCAAAAGACUUUAGUAUGCUUUAUGAAAGUAUAGUAAUGAAGUCCUACAGUAAUCCAUUUUCAGAUAAAAGCAAUUUCAGAUGAAAUUUAUGCUCUUUAGACUGAGAAACUAUAUGUCAGCGAGAUGUAAAGUGGAGCAUUUUCUCUGCAGCAAUAUUUACAGCCACUUUUACUGAUGUGCACAAACGAGAAACAGUAUUCUUGCGAUACAUGUUCUAUGACAUUUUUUGGAAUGAGCAAUUUAAGGAAGCAUUUACUAACGCAUACGGAAGUGAAACCAUAUCGCUGCGAGAUAUGCAAUAAUGCGUUUUCACGUAACGCCGACUUAAAGAGUCAUUUACUGAUACAUACGAAACAGAAAUUGUAUCCUUGCGAGAUUUGCAAUAAAGCAUUCUCUCGAAUGGCCAGCUUAAAGAGACAUUUACUGAUACAUACAGGUGAGAAACCGUUUCCUUGUGAGAUUUGCAAUAACGCGUUUUUUCGAAAGGAGGACUUAAAGACACAUUUACUGAAACAUACGAAAGAGAAACCGUAUGCCUGCGAGAUUUGUAAUAAAGCGUUUUUUCUGAGUGUAAAUUUAAGGAAACAUUUACUAAUAAAUACGGGAGAGAAACCAUAUGUAUGUAGUAUUUGCAGUAAAGCGUUUUCUCAGAAAUAUUAUUUAGAGAAUCAUUUACAAACACAUACAGGAGAGAAACCAUAUCGCUGCGAGAUGUGCAACGAAGCGUUUUCUCGAAAAAGCAACUUAAAAAGACAUUUAUUGAUGCACACGAAAGAGAAACUGUAUAAUUGCGAGAUUUGCAAUAAGACGUUUUCGCGGAAGGCUCAUUUAAAGACACAUUUACUAACACAUACGGGAGAGAAACCGUAUGUGUGUGAUUUGUGCAGUAAAGCGUUUUCUAGAAAGUUCAAUUUAAACAAACAUUUAAGGACUCAUACUAAAGAAAAACCGCAUGCUUGUGAUUUAUGAAAUUGCGUGUAUUCUCUAUAGGAAAGUUAGAGGAAAAAAACAUUUAUUGACUAAUGCGAAAGAAAAGCCUUUUGAAGAAGUAACAUUGAAAGUAUAAUUUUUUGAAAUUUGUAAAAUAACUUGAACUGAUUCUUUUUAUUCAUAUGGAAGAGAAAACUCAUUCUUGAUCCUAAACAAUGAAGUAUUUUUUGAGCAAAGGAAUUAAAAAAAUGCUGAAAAAUCAAGUAAAAAAAAUCAUGCUUUUAUGAUUUAUGUAAUAGAUAAUGAGUUGAGCAUGUGUACACACGUGACAUGUUAAUGAAAACAUUUUCUUAAGAAUCUGUUUAAAAAACCAUUUUUCGAUAGAUACGAAAGAGAAGCCAUAAAAUUGUGACUUGUAUUAAAGUAUUGUCUGCGAAAAGAAAAGAAAUGACCUAUUAGGAAGAGGAAUCAUAUGAGUUUUUUCCCUCUCUUUUCUGAAGAAGGAUUUGAAGAGUGCAUUUUACUGCAAUACUGUAAGAAGAAGUUACGUAUUUGUGAAUUCAGCAGUAAGAUAAUAUGACUUUCCUAUACAGGACAUUUCCGUACCGGUCAUGAAACUAUCAGAUGUAACUCUUAUCAGUGACCGAAACAACCCGAUUUCCCGAUUACGAUAUUUUAAAUGUUGUCUACAAGCCUGAAAUUUGACAUUUUUAUUACAUUUUUGGAUAUUUAAUGACAUGGCUUUUAAUAGAGUCUGAAUAUUUUCCACAAUGUGUUUUAUGACGGAUGAAUUAUAUUUUUAGUAAAUUUAUCCAAAAAUGUAUGAAAAUAAAAUCAAGAAUAAAUAUUUUUAUCAUAAGAAAUUAUACCUCUCUUGAAACAGUAAUCGCAUCUUCUGUAUUUUGGAUAACUAAUAUCAGAACUAACAAUUUGUUACAUGAAUGUAAUAUAACUUUUAUUAAUCGGAAGCUACUUAGUUUGGCCACAUUUCUUCUUAACUCAUUUGUUUAAUUCAAUACCUACGAACACAAAAAUAAAUUAUGUUUUGUUAUAGUCACUUAAAAAAAGAUUCUUUCUUAAGUUUCAUUUAUAUUUAAGUCAGGUUAAGGGUGUUGAAAUGGCUUGUGAGGAAAUGAUAAUUGUUAAAGGAAUAUUUUUGAAACACCAUAAAUACCUUAGAGUUAGUCCAAAUUACCGAAAGCAUACUUUUAUCAGGUGGCGUGUUAUAUCAACAUCAAAACUACUCUUUUAGGUAUAAAUUAUUUAUCGGUUAUAUAACUUCUCAUUUUGUAUAUAAAAUGUAGUAAUCAUCUAGGCAUUGCAAUCUGCUUAGCGGCUAGUAUAAAAUCCGGUAAUAUAAAUUAAGCCUCCUCUAACGUCUCUAAAAAACUACACUGCUUUCAAACACAUCUUCAUUACAUUGACAUAUAAGUUUGCUGUUUAAAUAGUAUUUUAAUUGAAAUAUAUCCUAAUUUUAGGUACAUGUAUUUGAUAAAAUUUUGAUUAUCUAUUUAAAAAUAAAAAUUAUUGUUAAAAGUAUGUAUUUCAAUAUAAUAAGUUUUA